CGCUCACUCACUCGACCACACUACAAUCCUCAACAGGCUAGCUAGCUAGCAGGAGGCACGACACGCUGAACGACACCGAAGCGUUCUAGGCGGCAAGAGCAUAAGUAGAUUGAUCAUUGUCGACGGGGGCUCGACGACGCACACCUCGCCCAACCUCCCACCUCCCCACGAUGGCGUUCGAACUCGACAACCUCAGCCUCGCGCUGCUGGCCGUCCUCGCCGUCCUGGCGCUGUACCAUCGUUUCUUCUCCAGCCCGACCCCGCUAGUCCACACCUUGCUGCUUGGGCGACAGGCCGAGCCGAGCAAGGUCCGCAAGGCGGGCCAGUCGGCCGUGUACCGCUCCUGGGCGACGGGGCAGGACACGCCCCUGCAAGUCCGCCCUGCUAACCAGCUCCAAACCGUCGACAACGUCGUCACUGUCCCUGUGCCCACCCCGCUGCCGGGCAAGCCAAAGUUCAAGGUCACGCAGCGGGUCAUCCUCGACACGCCGGUGGGUGGACUUCUUCGCUUCGACUAUCCACUGACCCCGCAGCUCACGUCUGAAGCCCUUGCCGAGAUUGUCCGCCUCGUGCCCCUUGGCCUCAAGGCGGUGUUCCCCGGUCUGAGCAGCAACGCGGCGUCCCCAACCCCGAUCCUCACCCUCCUGCCGCCCUCGCCCGGCACGGCGCUGCCCUUGCUCCUCCUCUCGCUGGCCUCCAAGCCGGGCGCGCCGCUCGUCAUCGUGCCCGACCCGUCGGUGCUGGAUGCCGCGCUCGCGUCGGACGUGUACCCCGCCCCGGCGCUGCUCGUGGUCCACGAGAGCGUGUUCCCGCAGGUCGCGGCGCUCAAGUCUGCCGCAAAGGGCAUCCUCAUCGUCGGCGACGUCGAGCGCAAGCACGCUACCGCUGCCAAGGCUGCCGGCGCCACCGUCAAGUGGUGGGAGGAUAUCUGGGACGCGGCCGAGGCGGCGCCCGAGCCCGCCGAGGAGGAGAAGUCGACCUACGCCGACGUCCACUCGUACUUCUGGUCCCUGCCCGAGGCUGGCGAGAAGCCCCACGUCGUCAAGGUCACGCACAUGAACGCGACGGCUGGCAUCGCUGGUCUGCUGUCCAUCUUCCCGGCUGACAAGCGGCCCGCGGGCCACAAUGGCGAUGUGGUGGCUAGCGCCGUGCGCAUCGACACGCCGUUCGGCAUGACCAUCGCCCUGGCGUCGGUUUGGAGUGGCGCCGGCUUCCGCCUCAUCGGCAGCCCUGUCCCGUCGUGGAAGGCCACGGCGGACGAGGACGUGGCUGGCGAGCUGGCUGCGCUCGCGUCCGGCGACCAGCCCGCGCCGACGGUUCUCUUCCUCACGGCCAAGCACCACCGCACCCUCAUCGCCCAGCUGCAGGAGGAGUUCCUCUCGCACCCGCUCGCGUCGAUCGCGGGCGCGCAGCAGGUCAACAACAUUCGCGGGGGCUACGUCGCGCGCGGCACGUUUGCCGACAAGUGGGUGUUCGCCGGCGUGCGCAAGGGCGUGCUUGGCGGCAUUGCGGGCGACGCGCUGCGCGCAGUUAUUGUUGUGGACGACGCGCCGUCGCCCGCGCUCUCGACGCUUUCGGCGGCGCUCCUCUCGCUCCCCAUCUCGCGCGUGCACUCGUCCCCCCUGUCCUCGGGCCCCAUCUUCGCGUCCCACUUCUACGACCUCCAGUCGACGCAGGUGCCCGACAUUUACAAGCGCGUGCGCGGCGCCGACGGCCCCGGCCACACCGGCGCGCCGGCGAGCAACGUCGAGGUGCUCCUGAAGGGCGCCGGCACCGACACCAAGGAGAACGGCGACGCGAGCCCGUACGCUGGCCGCUUGUGGGUCCGCGGCCCGCCCGUACUUGAGCGCCUUGGUGGCACCACGGACGACGGCUGGGUCGACCUCGGAGUCGACGCCGCCGUCGAGACCAACGGCACAUUUGUGGUCACCAAGUAGAAAGAUGCAGCGUGUGGAAGGCA
Messenger RNA from Vanrija pseudolonga, 1960 nucleotides. RefSeq lists its product as uncharacterized. NCBI's taxonomy places the organism in Eukaryota, Fungi, Basidiomycota, Tremellomycetes, Trichosporonales, Trichosporonaceae. The transcript is spliced from 3 exons. The coding region runs from base 171 to 1937 and encodes 588 amino acids. The record is from RefSeq and is a predicted model, not a curated record.